UACCAUAAAAGUCCUUCAAAAAGGGAAAAAAAAAGUUCCUCCCACAAAAAUGGUUGCUCGAGUUUCCAUUAUUCUCCCCUUGUCCUUAGUGGUAGCACUGAUCCUAUGCUUCGCAACCGUAGCCUUAUCGUCCACCUUCACCGAUGACAAUCCCAUAAGAGUUGUAUCAGACGGUCCACAUGAUUUCCAAUCUUCUGAUGUUUUCACCAACAUCGUUGACAUUCAUGAUGAUGAUGAUGAUGAUGAUGAUGCCCCCAUUUUGCCCAGAAGCAAUAUCAAAGCCAUCUAUCAAUUUGGAGAUUCGAUUUCAGAUACAGGGAACUUGAUACAUGAAAACCCAACCUUCAAGUAUGCAAGGUUACCGUAUGGCAUAUCUUUCUUUCAAAUACCCACGGGCCGCCCAUCAAAUGGACUUCUUAUGAUUGACUAUUUCACCAAGUACUUGAAAAUGCCAUUCCUUGAUCCAUAUCUUAAAAAAGAUGGUAAUUUUAGUCAUGGGGUAAACUUUGCUGUUGCUGGAGCAGCAGCACUCAACACUUCAAUUUUAGCUAUGAAAGAUAUUGUUACAUCAAAUGUUACCAACAGUUCUUUACUUGUGCAACUUGAUUGGUUUAAGUCCCAUCUUAAUUCCAUUUGUUCUACUGCUUCAGAGUGCAAAGAAAAACUCGGAAAAUCCCUUAUUAUGAUGGGUGAAAUUGGAGGGAAUGACUAUAAUUCGGUACUUUUUGGAAAAACCAGCAUGUUGAAAGCGUAUGAUCUAGUGCCUGAAGUUGUUCAAGUUAUAAAAUAUGUUAUAAAGGAAGUCAUUAAACUUGGUGCCAUUCGAAUAGUUGUACCAGGUAACUUCCCUGUUGGUUGUAUGGCAAUUAAUCUUGCCUUGUACAAAACAAAUGACUCGAGGAUGUAUGACGAACUCCAAUGUCUAAAACAUUUGAAUCAAUUUGCUGAAUUUCAAAACAAUAAGUUGCAACAAGCUAUAAGAGAACUCCAAAAGGAUCACCCACAUGUUACAAUUGUGUACGCAGACUACUUCUCAGCUUUCAAAGAAAUUAUUAAACAUGCAACUUCACUUGGUUUUGACAAGGAUGCAACAAUGAAGGUGUGUUGUGGAGUUGGCGAAAAUGAAUACAAUUUUGACAUGAAUAGACAAUGCGGAAGUGAUGGUGUUGUUGCUUGUGAACAUCCUAACCAACGCAUAUUUUGGGAUGGAAUUCAUUUGACGCAACAUGCUUAUCGAAUCAUGGCUAAUUGGCUUAUUAAAUAUAAUUUCGACCCUAUUUUCUCUAUGACUUGAAUUAUUAAUUUAUUAUUUGUCAAAAUAUAGGAUCAUGUACAUUUCAAAAUCCGAGUAUGUUGUAUCUAGUGGUAAAGGUUGAAACAAAGUUAGGAAUUUCGAUAUGUAGGAUUGGUUUGAUUUUCUAUUAACUAGGGUAACGAUUUAGGUUUGCUUGAGAACCAUCAUUGCCAGGCUUAUUUGACCUUUUAGCGGUCCAUGAACAUAUUUAUUUCAAUGUUAAUGCAUGAAAUAUUUUGAAGGUAUUGGAUAGGUUUGUUCAUCAA
Messenger RNA from Spinacia oleracea (spinach), 1560 nucleotides. Its product is annotated as acetylajmalan esterase. The coding region runs from base 50 to 1294 and encodes 414 amino acids. NCBI's taxonomy places the organism in Eukaryota, Viridiplantae, Streptophyta, Magnoliopsida, Caryophyllales, Amaranthaceae. The transcript has 6 exons. Gene Ontology annotation, molecular function: hydrolase activity, acting on ester bonds. The record is from RefSeq and is a predicted model, not a curated record.